CCAGAAAUGUUUAUUUUUAUGAGAAAAGAGUUAAACUAGACCUUUGUGGUUAUAUUUCUAGCAAGCUUAAAGAAGAACUAAAUCUUAUUGUUGAUAUAUUUGAUUAUUACUUUGGAGAAGAAAUUAGUAGAAGAGAUAGUUUUAAUUUAAAUACUCUAAAUAAAGAACAAGAUAAACAGCUUUAA
Messenger RNA from Dentiscutata erythropus, 185 nucleotides. The record is from the annotation of a GenBank genome assembly. NCBI's taxonomy places the organism in Eukaryota, Fungi, Glomeromycota, Glomeromycetes, Diversisporales, Gigasporaceae.